AUGGAUACUCGCCAAAAAAGGAAAAUACAAGGGGACAAUGAUAGACCAUCUAAAAAGCAACGUACAGGUAAUAGUGUGCAAAUUAUAACACAAUUAGAGAAGGCCCUGCACAGCAAAGGGAAUGCAACCGAUGCUGGUGCAAUGAAGAGAUAUAUGAGAGACAAGUUUCAAUUUUAUGGUCUAAAGAGUCCUAUUAGACGAGGGAUUAUGAAAGAAAUAUUGGCAGGCAAAGAUAAUGGCCUUUUGGCAAAAGAUGUUAGAGAAUUUGCCCAAAUGUUGUGGGGAAAACCUCAAAGAGAAUUACAGUAUAUUGCUAUGGAAUUUCUCGUAAAACAUAGAAAAAUACUGUGCGAAAACCAGGCUGAUUUUGAAGAAAAUAUCGAGUUUUUCAAGAUGUUGGUAACUUCUAAAUCUUGGUGGGAUACAGUCGAUAUGGUGGCAUAUAAACUUGUUGGGUAUCUGGUACAGACACACCCAACCAAGGGUAAACCGGUUAUGCUGGAGUGGAUAUCCUCUGACGACAUGUGGAUGAGACGGACAGCAAUUCUGCAUCAACUUUGCUGCAAGGAAAGCACAGAUGAAGAUACAUUGUUUCAGUUUUGCUUAGCAAGGUGUCACGAGCAAGAGUUCUUUAUUCGCAAAGCCAUCGGGUGGUCAUUGCGGGAUUAUGCAAGAGUGAAACCAAAUAAAGUUAAGAAGUUUCUGCAAGAACACAAGGACAGCUUGAGCAAGUUAAGUUUUAAUGAAGCUGCAAAGCAUCUUAACAUUGCGAAGAAGUGA
This is a messenger RNA of Paramuricea clavata, 780 nucleotides long. NCBI's taxonomy places the organism in Eukaryota, Metazoa, Cnidaria, Anthozoa, Malacalcyonacea, Plexauridae. The record is from the annotation of a GenBank genome assembly.